Messenger RNA from Trypanosoma brucei brucei TREU927, 255 nucleotides. Its product is annotated as DNA-directed RNA polymerase subunit, putative. Bases 1 to 255 code for a protein of 84 amino acids. The record is from RefSeq and is a predicted model, not a curated record. Gene Ontology annotation, molecular function: DNA-directed RNA polymerase activity; DNA binding; zinc ion binding. Gene Ontology annotation, biological process: transcription by RNA polymerase I; tRNA transcription by RNA polymerase III; transcription by RNA polymerase II. Lineage: Eukaryota; Euglenozoa; Kinetoplastea; Trypanosomatida; Trypanosomatidae. Gene Ontology annotation, cellular component: RNA polymerase III complex; RNA polymerase II, core complex; RNA polymerase I complex. The transcript has a single exon.
AUGCUGAUUCCAGUCCGUUGCUAUUCAUGCGGAAAAGUGGUUGGGCACCUUUACGAACUAUACCAGGAACUGCUCAACCAAGACCACACGGAAGCUGAGGCUCUGAACGCACUUCGGUUGAGCCGCAUGUGUUGCCGUCGUAUGAUUCUUUCUCAUAUUGAUCUUGCAGACGAUUUACUGCCGUACAGUGUGCCAGUGGUUGGUUCAAUGCCGCUGAUAAACCCGGUUCAAGGACCGGUGCCACGCCGGCAGUAA